GACAGGAACGUCACGUGACCCUUUAGGUUCAGCCCAUUGGUAAACUAGACAGGCGGCUCCGCCAAUAGGAAGACUCUUGCUAUCAGAAAACACUUCCGGCUUCCGCCUUGCGCUCCUGCACGUGAUACCGAAUAGAGGGAUCUAUCAUGGGGCUGAUCUCCAAAAUUGCCCGAGGUCUGGUUCGGGGGGCAGACAGAAUGGCCGAAUGCACAAGCAAACAGGGCCCCAAUUCUUAUAACAAGGGGAGAGGGGCCAAGAAGAUCGGGUACCUGACGGCCAGUGGCAAAUUUGUCAAAGUGCGGGAAAUGGUCCCCGUGUUUGUGGUCCCAGAUUUAACCGGGUUCAAAUUAAAGCCAUAUGUGUCUUAUAAGGCCCCCCCUGGGACCGAGGAUCCAAUGACUGCCAAGAAGCUUUUCAUGGAGACUGUGGGGCCCCAGAUAGAAAAGGACUUGCAGGAGGGCACAUUUAGGCCAGAGGACCUGGAAAAGUAUGGAUUUGAGCCCACCCAGGAGGGCAAAUUGUUCAAGCUGUUCCCCAGAAACUACAUCCAGUAAUUGUGGGGGGCUUCAAUUGGGACAGACUUAUGUAAUAAUACGAGAGCUUCCCACAACUACAGCUUUCCCCCAAAACAUAAGGGUGCAUUGAGGAGUCUCUGUACUCUCCUGCUCUGUUAGGCCCCCAGUUCUAAAAUCUAUUUUUUAAAUAAAAGCCAUUUGUGCA
Xenopus laevis (African clawed frog) is the source of this 720-nucleotide messenger RNA. RefSeq names its product mitochondrial ribosomal protein L41 L homeolog (gene mrpl41.L). Bases 147 to 554 code for a protein of 135 amino acids. Gene Ontology annotation, cellular component: mitochondrial large ribosomal subunit; mitochondrion. NCBI's taxonomy places the organism in Eukaryota, Metazoa, Chordata, Amphibia, Anura, Pipidae. The transcript has 2 exons. Gene Ontology annotation, biological process: translation. The record is from RefSeq and is a predicted model, not a curated record. Gene Ontology annotation, molecular function: structural constituent of ribosome.